AUGCAAUCUUUACUCUCUAUUUUUCUGCGUCUGUGUAUAUAUGGAUCCUUUAUAAUAUGGAUUGUAGGAAUGCAUCCUGUGAGGUUCAUCUUUGCAAGAGCAGUGCCGCUCUCACAGUCUGACAUUUCGCGGGCACUGCAAAAUAUCAAAGGUUGGCGCAUUGAAGAGAAAGAUGAGAAUGUGAUUUAUCGUGAUUUUGAAUUCCGUGAUUUUAAACAGGCGAUGUUGUUUAUGAAUGCCGUUGCUGAUGUCUGUGAAGCGGUGGGGCAUCACCCUUCCUGGACGAAUACAUAUAACAAAGUUCAUGUGCGUCUCACAACACAUGAUGCUGGAAAUCGUGUAACGCAGAGAGAUCUAAACUUGGCAGAACGAAUGAAUGAUAUCUUUACAAGAAACCUGUAG
Molecule: messenger RNA, 402 nt
Organism: Trypanosoma theileri
Lineage: Eukaryota; Euglenozoa; Kinetoplastea; Trypanosomatida; Trypanosomatidae
Product: pterin-4-alpha-carbinolamine dehydratase
Exons: 1
Coding region: 1-402 (133 amino acids)
Biological process (GO): tetrahydrobiopterin biosynthetic process
Molecular function (GO): 4-alpha-hydroxytetrahydrobiopterin dehydratase activity
Source: RefSeq, a predicted model, not a curated record